CGGACGGGCAACGGGGGGUCCGUCGUGCCAUGCCGGCCCGUCUUCAGUCUUCAGUCGGUUUCGUGUCAUCGGAGGGUCAAUUUGUGCUUAGAGCAAUGAGGAAACCCUUACUGCUCUCAUGGGCGUUCUGCCUGCUCAUCGCAGCCCGCGUGGACACCGGACGCGCUUUUAACUAUGACAACGACCUGACAUUCGACGAGCCCCAGGCUCUGGCCGAGCCGCAGAACACCGACAGCCUGGUCGGCAGAGUGUACAACGGCGUCACACAGACACUCUCCAGGGUGAAACGGGACAUAUUUGAUUGGUUCAACAUUCACGACGACGACAAGAAGGAAGAGGUAACCACGUCCACGUCCAACCCAGUGACGGAACCGGACGACUUCGAAAACGGAAGGACUUCGCCUCUCUUCAGAACGACAAGGGAUGCUGACCGGGACACAGACGAUGAUGAAGACCCGACGUACGACCUGUCCAAAGGUGGCUCCGGGGACGUCGGAUCAGGGGAGGAACAUCUUCCGACCCCUGAGACAAAAAGGCAUCGGCACAGCAAAUCUAUAGUCAGGGUUACAUUUUACAUGAGGGAAUGGUGGCAAGAUAAGCUGGAGGACAAGUCAUCAACCAAGUACCUUGAGCUGAAGUCUGACCUCGAGGAAAGCAUGAACCAACUGUUGUCCAAGAUCACUGGUACUCAGACAGCACAUCUAGUCAAUUUAGAAAAAUGGAAUGAAAACGAUGUUGUACGAGUGACCAUGGACGUAUUCUCCCAGUAUAACGACAAGGUCGAAGAUGAGGUUGAAACGCAGCUUAAAGCUCAGAUCAAGGAGACAAACAAACUCGGCAACCAGGUCAUCGAACUCAGUAACAAACACACAGUGAUUGCCAAAUUGUUCGAGGACCAAAGUCAGGUCGAAUGCGAAAACGGGGUCUUAUGUGGAGGCGUACCGCCAAAAUGCCUUCCUAUCGGAAACAGGUGCGACGGAAUAACACAGUGCGAUGAUGGUUCGGACGAGGAAGGAUGCCCGGUGUUUGGACACGAAACGACGUUCAACCAGCCAAAAUGUAGGGCGGACGACGUCAGGAGGUGCGACGACGGCCAACAGUCAAUAUGCCACGACCAACUCUGUGAUGGACGGAUCGACUGUGAUGAUGGUAGCGAUGAAGAUAACUGCGACACACCAUCGACACCGAGACCAGGUUCGUGCGAUGGCUUCUUGUGCGAGUCGAACGGCGAUUGCCUACCACAUCACCUUGUCUGCGACCGUACAUUCGACUGCCCGGAUGGAGCCGACGAGCGAAACUGUACGAGGCCAGAGACCUGCAACCACCACACGGAAUGGACCUGCAACGACGGCACGUGCGUCGGAAAGGAGAAAUACUGCAACGGCGUGCCCGACUGUCCUGACUAUUCGGACGAAGAACACUGCAUAGAAUGCCCGCAAAAGUUUCAAUGUGUCGUUGGAAGUCAGAAAAUGUGCAUCGAUUGGGAAUAUUACUGCAACGGCGAUCUUGAUUGCACAGACAUGACGGACGAAAAGUACUGCUUUGGUAGGAAUUGUGACGGUCAUUUUCGCUGUGUUUCGACCGGGGUUUGCCUCCACAGAAAGAAGGUAUGCGAUAGGAUAUCCGACUGUGAGGACGACUCGGACGAGAGGAACUGCAAAGCGUGCACGAAAGACCAGUUCAGAUGCCCCGACGGACAGUGCAUCCCCUCCUACAGGGCGUGCGACAAGGUCCCGGACUGCAGCAACGGCGAGGACGAGGCCAACUGCGUUGAGUGCAAAUCGACGGAGUUCAGGUGCAACAACGAGGUGUGCAUACCAUACUACAUGAGGUGCAACAGGAAUGAUGACUGCGGCGACAACUCGGACGAGUAUGACUGCCCCACCACCCCCAGGCCGAAACUUUUCGACUGUCCCGACAACUCGUUUACAUGUCAUAGCGGAAAUGAAUGCGUCAGUCAGUCGGUCGUCUGCGAUGGAAGUGACAACUGCCAGGACGGCUCCGAUGAGCUCGAAUGCGGUUCGGUGAACAACUGCAGACAGGAUGAGUUCGCCUGCAGUUCCGGCGACCAAUGUGUACCGACCAGAUUUAUCUGCAACAAGUUCUAUGAUUGUCACGACAGGUCCGAUGAGGAGAACUGCGCUGGAACACCUCAAGUCCAGUUGAUGAUAGAACCGAAGGAGCUGUCUUUAAAACAGAGUGAGGAGGUCGUCUUCCAAUGCAGGGAUGUAGGUCUCGGAAGGCAAAAGGUCCACUGGGUACGUGGCAAUGGAAAAGAGAUGCCCAAGGAUGCUCGACUCCACGGCCACCGUCUUGAAAUACCGAACGUUCAGCCCGGCGAUGCUGGAAUUUACACGUGCGAGGCGUACGAUGUCCCACCGCACACCCCUGGAGCGAGGAAGAACGCUUUCCUUCGUGUCACCCCGUAUGUAGCGCCCACUAUGCCACCUUUGCCAUACUGCAAAUUAGACGAGGCACCAUGUAAAAACCGGCAAUGCAUUAAAAAGAGCCAAAUCUGCGAUGGUAGACCCAAUUGUUUGGACGGUAGCGACGAGUACAGAUGUUCACACGGACAUGUGUGCCAGCCAAACGAGAGGGAAUGCGGCAGCACGUCCCAGUGCAUCAUGAAGAACUGGUUUUGUGAUGGGCAGACGGACUGUCUGGAUGGUUCAGAUGAAAGGGACUGCAAUCUUGGACCAAGCGGGCCUAAUGGUACGUGCUACUCGACUGAGUUCACAUGUCCGAACGGUUUGUGCAUACCGUCCGCAUUCAGAUGCGAUCAGAGACCUGACUGCAAAGAUGGCAGCGAUGAGUAUGGAUGCUACCUGUCUACUUUUGUCGAUCCGAAGUUGCCCGGUUCCGUGUCUGUUCCCGAGGGGGAUACCCUAGUGCUCCAUUGCACUGCGACAGGUGUACCAACACCAUACAUAUCUUGGCGUUUUAACUGGAACGCCGUACCUUCCAAAUGCCGGGAGACAUCCGUCGAUGGUCACGGAACUCUGACCUGCCCGGACAUGAGGGAAGAAGAUCAAGGGUCAUAUUCAUGCGAAGCACUUCAGAAGCUAUUCGUCUUGUACCCGAUAGACGCAAGGGUUGUUGUAGUACCAAGGAAGAAAUUCACAUGUCAAAGAGGCACAUUCAACGACUUAGCUACAAGGCAGGAAGAAUGUAUUAGCUGUUUCUGCUUUGGCCAGGCGACCGAAUGCACCAGUGCCAACCUCUAUGUGUCCCACCUCACCUCGCCCAGGUUCUACAAUAGAGUUGUACCCGUGAAGAAGGUCGGCGAGGCAUACGAGAUCAACUUGCUCGAAGGGUCUUCCGUGCAGCAGUACAUCAAGCCAUACUUCGAAGGUCUGUUCAUCUCGGCGCCGGACAGUGGCCGUGACAGUGAGGGCGUGUACCAGUACUUCGCACUUCCGGAUUCACACCAUUCCAACCAGCUCAACUCGUACGGUGGAUACAUCAAGUACCGGUUGACCACGUCACACAACUCGAAUUGGAAGCCUCUCCUCGACAUACCCGAUGUCAUCAUACAAGGAAAUGGAAAACUGCUCCUGUCUCUGUCGUUUUUGACCUCUGCUUCAAACCAGAUUGAACAGGAUGUGUCAGUGAGGAUAUUUGAGAAUGAGUGGAACGUCGUCGAAGCAAAUGGUUAUCCUAAAAGGGCAAGCCGGGCAGAUAUAAUGAUGGUAUUGGAAAACGUGGAAAACGUUCUUAUCAGGCUACAGUACUUCGAAGGCCCUGAUAUAACAACAUCACUGACCAACGUCCACAUGGACUCGGCCGGAAACCGAAACAACGGACUCGGAAAAGCUGCAUUCGUCGAGAAGUGCAGCUGCCCACAUGGCUACCAGGGCCAGUCUUGUGAGAAAUGCUCUGCAGGCUUUAGAAGAGUACUGGGCAACUAUCUCGGAAUAUGCACGACCCAGUCUUGCCCACCAGGGACAUACGGCGCGCCAGAUCGUCACAUACCAUGCCAGCCUUGUCCUUGCCCUCUGACCCACAGUUCAAACCAGUUUGGAGCAACAUGCAGGCUUGACUCAGAUGACAAGGUGACCUGCGACUGCCUAGAAGGUUAUGUCGGCAGGAGGUGCGAACGCUGCGAUUACGGCUACACUGGAAAUCCACUCGUGUCUGGAAGCUACUGCCGAAAAGAAGAUCAAUGUGACCCGGCUGGUUCGCUCAGCACCACCCCCGACCCGUACUCAGGCAAAUGCCACUGCAAGGAUUUUGUUACUGGUUCUCGCUGUGACCAAUGCCAGGCGAACUCAUUCCAUCUUUCACCUUCAAACCCGACCGGAUGCACGAUGUGCUUCUGCAUGGGCAUCAGUAAAGAAUGCCAUGCAUCAAACCUUUACAAGGAUGAGAUCUACUUCAACUUCAUGGGAAGCGAUUACGGAUUCAAGCUCGCCUCUGUUGAUAACCCGACAGAGAUGGUUGACCCGACAUUGGAACACGGACAGCUCGUCUUCGACCGUUUCAACCAAGAAAUUUACUACUGGGUCCUUCCAUCUAUAUUCCUGAACAACAAAGUGACCUCAUACAAUGGCAAGCUGUCAUACAAGAUCAGCUACACGCCCAUUCCAGGAGGUCAGAGCUCGAAGAACAACGCUGCUGACGUCUUACUAAACAGCGCAAACAAGAUCAAGCUGUACCACUAUUCACCUCAACGAUUCAACCACAGCACAGAAGUGACGGUCACCAUACCGCUAGAGGAGAGUGCCUGGCAGAGGGAUGACGGUGGCGAGGUGAACAGGGAGACUUUCCUCAUGGCCUUGUCAGACAUACAGUCAAUUUACAUUAAGGCGACCUAUACAACACAUACUUUGAGAGCUGCUCUGUUGUCCAUAUCGAUGAGCACAGCGACAAGCAGGAACACAGGACGGGAGACAGUCCAGGGAGUCGAACAGUGCGUCUGUCCCGAAGGUUACGUUGGCACAUCCUGUGAGGACUGCGCACCCGGGUUCACCAGAUCGGAGGAAGGCGUCUAUCUCGGCGUUUGCGAACUGUGCAAGUGCAAUGGCUACUCUGACGACUGCAACCCCGAAACAGGGGAAUGUCUGGGCUGUAGAGACAACAGAGAUGGCCCAAGGUGCGAAAACUGCGCCAGGGGAUACAGGAUGGAACAAGGCAGGUGCGUCAGGGAUUACCCGGAUGUUUGCAGCUGCGACCCGAGAGGAAGUGUACUGUCCGACUGCGUCGACGGUCGCUGCAUGUGCAAAACGAAUGUAGUCGGAAGUCAGUGCAAUGAAUGCAAGAACGGAACGUAUGGACUCUCAGAGCAUAACGAAUAUGGUUGCCUGGAGUGCUACUGCUUUGGGCAGACCUCAGACUGCAGAAGCUCCGGCUACAGUUACUUGCCAAUUCCUAUAACGAUAUUGAGCGCUGAUCACGGCUUUACACUCACCGACGGACGCGGUGGCAGGAGUGGUGAGGAACUAGUACACAAUUUUCACAAGAGUGAGGUCGGAUUCAAAGUCUCAGACCCGCAUGAUAAAAGAUACUGGUCUCUUCCUUCAGAUGUCACAGGCGAUCAGGUACUGUCGUACGGAGGGGAGUUGACCUUCACCCUGAGCUUCACGGACAGAACAAGCUACGAGUCAGUUCAUCAUGGUGACAGGGCUGUCAUGCUUACAGGAAACGGAGUCACAGUAUUCAAAAACCUUGACUUGGAGCUGUACCCGGAUGAAAGGAAGUCAGUUUCAGUCAAGCUGGUCGAACGGGACUUUAUGAUGCUCAACCCACGCUCCGGAGUCAAGCCGGUCUCCAAGCACCAAAUGCUCCAGAUACUCUCCAGUGUGGAGGCCAUCCUCGUCCAAGCGGUUGUCGGCCCAACCACGGAAUACUCUUACAUAAGUGACGUCACUUUGGAAAGGGCAGAAAGAUCCGGCGGACGACCUGCCUUGGAGGUUGAAGUCUGCAGAUGCCCUCCUGGCCACGAAGGCACAUCAUGCCAGAAAUGCAUCGAUGGUUAUUACAAGGAUAACUACCAUAGAUGUCAACCCUGCCUGUGCCAGAACGGAGGACAAUGUCAGAUCCGCUCCAACUAUCAGUUUGUAUGCAAUUGCCCUGAUGAAUGGACCGGUCCAACUUGCGAGACAAGAGUAUCGAGCACAGUAAGCCUUUCAUUGUCGCCGGCCGGUUUCAUUGUUGAGCCGAUCGGCACCCGUGUUACGUUCCAUUGCGAGUUCACCGGCACGCUCAGUGUCUACCCUGUGUUAAACGAGGUGUACGUCAACGGCACGUAUGACGGAUAUUCGAGGUCAGGGCCGCACCAGCUCAGGGAAUUGACAACCGAAGGGCGCAAGUCGUUGACCGUCACGGUCACAAGGAGGCUGAGCGAGAUCGCCUGCACUCUAUUCAACAAAAAUCACAAAGCUAUCGCAAACGCCAGAUCUUACGUCACCGCAGUCGAUGACCGACGUCCACCAGUGCCACCUCCAGAACCGCAGAUCACGCUGAACAUCGUUGAAUACCCUCCAAACAAGACGGUCGAGGUCGGUGAUCAGAUCACGCUUGUCUGUACCGGCUCAUCCAGAGAGAGUAACGUAAGGAUCAAAUGGAGCAAGGACGGUGGAUCUCUUCCGCACGGUCGUCACAGACAAGCAGAUGACGGCAGCUUACAAAUCUGGGAUGUGAACGAAUCCGAUUCUGGGAUCUAUGUCUGUACAGGUCACGACAACAUGUCAUCGCACACCAUUACCAUAACCAUCACAGUAGUGCCGAGGCCUGGAGGUGAACUGCCACCGCUGAUCAGCAUCGAGCCAGAUUACAUCGAAGUAAUGGAGAAUGAGCUUAUAGAGCUGCAGUGCACUGCCAGAAGGGGUUCGAAGGCAAGCAUCGACUGGAGGCGUUACGACGCAUCAGACAGACAAGUCGCCAUGAACCCAGAGGUUGAGAUCACAGACGGAUUGCUCAGGAUUCCCAAUACUCGUAAAGAGGACGAAGGUAAAUACGAGUGCGUAGCUAGAAACUAUGGUGGAGUCAGCAGUGAGCAUAUAUUCGUCCGUGUCAGAGGUCUUGCGGUCAAUGAUACAAAUUCAAUCAAUAUAGUACCAGAGGAGGUUACUGCGGGUUCGGGCAGCACGAUCAUCAUACAGUGUAGGGUUAGCAACAAUGAUGACGGUUCUAUCGAGCUAGUUUGGAAGAGGGACAGAGUUCCUUUGGCACCGAAUCAGGUGACCAGUUCUAACUACUCAAGCACCCAGUUGACCCUGUAUGACGUGACGCCAGCUGAUUCGGGCAUAUACUUCUGUACUGGAUUCAGGCGUUCGACCGGCAACAAGAUCGGUCAGGGCAGAGCGUUCAUAACAAUCACUGACGCCCCGGUGCCAAGGGUGGCCAUCAGGCCAGAAACCCUAACUGUCAACGUCGGCGAGGACAUCAGGCUCGAGUGCACCGGUGAUGGAUCAGCAUACCUCAGCUGGAGGAAAUCAGGCGGCUCGCUGCCCGAACACAGGGUCAAGUUCUUGAACAGAAACCGUACCCUUUACGUCCCGAAUGCAGAAAGGUCAGACACAGGAAUAUAUGUGUGCAAUGCGAAUCUUUAUGGAUCAGAGAGCUCCGGUACCGCCGUAGUGCAGGUACAGCACACAAUACCGCCUGAGGUUUCCCUCAUGCCGAGCGGUCUUGUUGAGCUGAACCCUCAGUCGUACCAUCAAGUCGACUGCAGAGCUACAGGCUUCCCAACACCUUCAGUCUACUGGGUCAGGGAGAACAAUGAACAGCUACCAUCCAACUUUCACGAUAACAACGGACGGCUUAGAAUUGAAGGCAUGACGUCUCACAAUGUUGGAAGGUACGUCUGCAUCGCGGAAAACGAAGCUGGCAGGGCAACAGGUACAGUUGUACUGUCUCUAAGGGGGAAACCAGUCGUCACGAUGAACCAUGACGGCUUUGUCAGGCUGUCCGUCGGUGAAAGGUUUGAGCUCAUCUGUACUGCUGAAGGAUACCCGGAGCCUUCCGUCUUCCUCACCAAAGGAUCAGAGCAAACGUACAAUGCAAGGCCGAAUUUGGGACAGGCGACCUACAGCGUCAUCUCUGUGACCAAAGACGAUGAAGAUGAUUACACGUGUGUCGCUAGGAAUUCACUUGGAGAAGACAGAAAGACAGUUCGAGUUUAUGUCGAAGGCAGUGCACCUAGACCUGGGGGAGAUCAAAGCCCGCUGAACCCAGAUUACGAGCCAAGGGGAGGCAAGACACAUGUUCUCUAUGAAGGGACGACUAACAACUUCACCUGCAACUUCCAAGCAGGACUUGAGGAUUCAAUCGAAUGGGUCAGGAACGAUGGUCUCCCUCUGCCUUCUAAUGUGAGACAAAGGAAUGGUGAACUGGUCAUAACACAGAUCCAGCCGGAGAACGAAGGCUAUUACACAUGCCAGCUGAAGAACCGCAAAGGAUUCCUACUGCAGCAGAUGACAUUAAAGAUUGUCGUGAAACAUCUCAAAGGUGUACGCCUAACUCCGGAGACACAGGUCGUGAGCAUCGGCGACAACGCCCAUAUCGAGUGUAAAAUGGAGGACGAGCCGGAUGCGAGGAUCGAGUGGAAAGGUGUGAACCGUGACCUACCUGAAAACCGCGCUCACGUCUCAGGUCACACGAUUUGGUUCAGAGACAUGCAAGAAGAAGACGCCGGAGAAUACGUCUGUAUUGCAGAAACCGACAAUUUUUCAGCAGAGGGCAAAGCCAGAGUUGUCGUUAAAGGUGAGAACGAAAGGCAUAUACCAAUCAUAAGCGUUGUCGGUGACCCAGUGAGAUACGUCACUGAGGGUGGCUCAGUCACAGUCCAGUGCACCGCCAAUCGCCAUGGCGAGCAUAUCUUCUGGACAAGGGAACAAGAGCAAAUGCCUGACAAUGCAGUCACUAAAGGCAACACACUCAGAAUUGACAACAUACGCCUUGAGGAUGCCGGCAACUACCUGUGCUCCGUAAUGAUGCCGAACGACUACAAAACUGGCUGGAAAACAGUCACAAUACACGUCAGGAAGAAGUGCAAUCACUGGGAAAAAGUUUGCCCAGACGGGACCUGCAUCCCGUCCACCUAUACCUGUCCACCCAGUGACUACAAGGAUUUCUCUCGCUACAGGAGAGCCCAUGGCGCCGUUGCACCGAUGCUGAGGAUCGAGCCGAGCAUCGAUGUCGUGAGGGUCGGAGGAGAGAUCGACCUCAUAUGCAAAACGACCGGGCGUAUCAAGGACCAGCCUCAGUGGGAGAUACUCGACGGAAGCGAAGAGGCGAGGGAGUCGAUGACCAUACUAGGACGGACUCUAAGGAUAAGCAAAGUUCAUCCUAUGCACGCCGGAAGGUACAGGUGCCAUGCCAAGACGCAAGCUGGCUACGAUAUUGAAGAUGUCUACACUCUAGUCGUACAAGACAAUGAAAUGCAAAAAGCCGCCAAAGUAAAGAGAGCAGCUGUUGGUGAGACGGUGGAGCUGGAGUGCGACCAGGGCCUCGAACCGCCGACCACCUACACUUGGAUCAAAGGACAAGGAAAACCGAUGCCUAACGCCAAAAACCACACAUUGAGAUUAGAAAAGGUGACACACGAAGACGCCGGUGAAUACGUGUGCAUAGCUUCAAACAACGCCAUCAAAAUUGACUUCCCAACCUUCCUCAUAGUGAAAGGGACGAUCCCCAGGUUUGACAAAUCAUCAUACAUCCAACUGAGGAGCUUCUCGAGCUUUGCUUACUUAAAGACGGAUCUAUUCUUUAUGGUCAAGCCUGAACAUCCUGAUGGUAUGUUCUUAUACACUUCGGACUUAAAAGCAAGGGACUUCUUUUCUGUGGGACUUAAAGAUGGACGGGUCGAGUGUAGGUUCGAUGUCGGGUCAGGUGAAGCGAUUCUACAGUCCAACACCAUCCUGCCGCUGCACGAAUGGUCCAACAUCACGAUAAAACGGGAAAAGAAAGAAGGCAAAUUGUGGGUGAACGGACGAGGCCCAGUGGUCGGCACGAGUCAGGGGCGGUUCCAAGGUCUGGACCUCACGGCGCCGGUGUACCUCGGAUCCGUACCUUCAUUUGACAGCUUGAAACCGAACACCGGGUUCACAGAGGGUUUCAAAGGGUGCAUAAGCCAGUUCAGGAUGGGCGAUGUCGUCGAGAGCAUCGCGGAAAAGGACUCGUUGGAAUGGCACAAUGUCAAGGAGUGCGAGACAUGCAGCGAAGACCUCUGUCAGAAUAACGGCGCCUGCCAGGAAGAGCCAAACUACCGUGGUUACAAGUGCAUGUGCCCCAGAGGUUACACAGGCGCCAACUGCGAAAGGGUCGGCACUACUUGCUACGAAGGGCUCUGCGGCGAUGGUGUCUGCGAGAACCUCGACUGGAGUUUCAGGUGCCACUGCAGGCUCGGAUCCUACGGAGAACACUGUGAGCACAAGGUCACUGUCACAGUGCCUCAUUUCAAAACACACUCCCACCUUGCUUACGCCGUACCCGUCUCUGGUGGGAAGUUCUCAUUUGAUAUGGAAAUUAAACCAGAAACCCUUAAUGAUGCCAUACUUAUGUACGCCGUCGGACACGAACCUUCUAAAGAAUACGCAGUGAUUGUUAUGAAAGACGGUUACUUACAUUUCAUCUUUGUGAACAAGCAUAGUCCUUUGGAGCUGGUGAGCAGGACGAGGGUCAGACCGGGCGUAUGGACAAGGGUGUCUGUUCAGAAGAAAGACAACUUUUUGUCUCUGACUACGACGGAUGACAACGUCAACCUCGACUUGAACAACUUCGAUCCGAUGACACUCAAGACUCUAUACGUAGGAGGGUAUGACUCGUUGAAAAUGAAACCAGACAGGCAUGUCGGUGUCUACGACGGAUUCGAUGGAUGCAUCCGGCUCAUCAAGCUCAACGAGAGACAUCUCAACCUAAAAUCUUUUGUCGGAUCCAACGUGCACCAGUGCCAGGGAGAGACUCCAGGCAGGCACCUCAAGCAGGUCAUCGGUGAACAGCUCUGCCCAAUCAAACCGUGCAGAAACGGUGGUAUCUGCAAUACCCAGAACAACAGGCAGUUCUGCGUUUGCAACGAAUACUUCCAGGGUGAUUACUGUGAAAUGGAAACGCCUUGUAAGAUGGAUCACCUGUGUAAGCCGCACGGAGAGUGCAAGACACACAACGACGGAGAUCCAAACUCGCCCGGGUUCAAGUGCCACUGCCACUUUGGCUACAAGGGCAAGUACUGCAACGAGGUCAUACACAUCGAAACAAGUGCCGAGUUCGAUAAAAACUCCUACAUCGAACUGCCCGAGUCUUACUUACCCAGUACGUACGAGGAGAAAGCAGUGUCUUUCAUGAUGCAGACAUCUUCGCCGCGCGGUCUGAUCUUCUGGCAAGGCCGUGACCAGCACACAAGAGAACUGGAAUACCUAUCCAUAGCUGUUGAGAGAGGUCAUGUGGAGGUUAUGGCUCACGAGCAGACGGAUCAGAUGAAACUGAUCUCUCUGCACAGGGUGGACGACGACCGGCCGCACAACGUCUCUGUCCUCUACGUACCGGGUGAACUACAGCUGAGCGUAGACGGUGAGACAGAGGCCACAGCAUCAACUACAACAGAACGCGACAAUGACUUCUUAGGCAACGUCUUCAUCGGAGGCAUGCCUGAUAUCGAGUUCAAGACGGGAGGGAAAUUCGAGGUUGGGUUUCAAGGGUGCAUCGCGGCUUUCAAGCUCAACAGGAAACCACCGGUGAACUUCCAAGUGGCACAGGUAGACGCGAGGAACGUCAAACCAUGCUCCAGCGAUUUACUCAGCGUUUACUACAACUCUAUCAAUUAGUUAUGUUGCAGCCAACGUUACGUGCCAUAAAUGUCAUCUGACUGGUUUGGAAAAAAAAGCUUUUUAGAUUAUUUUUAAUUUAUUAUCAUUAAUUGAUUUUUGUGAAAUUUUAUAAAGUAAAAUGUGUUCAUUUUAUUUUUUUCCUCCAAUUUUUACGCUUGUGAGUUGUAUUUUUUUAGCGCAAAGAGAAGCUGAAGCUACUGCCUGUUUAUUAUUAUUUUAAUUAUUAUAUAUAAUAUAUAUAAAUUUGUGCCAUAAUGUUUAACUUCUAUUCUUAUUUUGCCUUUUAUCUUCUUUUUUUUCCUUUUUUCGCAUAGAUAAAAUGCCAAAAAAAAUUAUUAACCAAAACUACUUUGUAAUUUGUAAAUAAUUUUACUUUUUUCUCUCUCUUUCCUCCUCCUUUCCACCACCCGACAAUAGAAUUGAAAAGAUUUUCUUCGAUU
Cimex lectularius (bed bug) is the source of this 12205-nucleotide messenger RNA. RefSeq names its product basement membrane-specific heparan sulfate proteoglycan core protein (gene trol). The transcript has 60 exons. Bases 30 to 11762 code for a protein of 3910 amino acids. NCBI's taxonomy places the organism in Eukaryota, Metazoa, Arthropoda, Insecta, Hemiptera, Cimicidae. Gene Ontology annotation, molecular function: calcium ion binding; protein binding. The record is from RefSeq and is a predicted model, not a curated record. Gene Ontology annotation, cellular component: neuron projection; plasma membrane.